Mercenaria mercenaria is the source of this 1783-nucleotide messenger RNA. RefSeq lists its product as uncharacterized. The transcript has 3 exons. The record is from RefSeq and is a predicted model, not a curated record. The coding region runs from base 91 to 993 and encodes 300 amino acids. Lineage: Eukaryota; Metazoa; Mollusca; Bivalvia; Venerida; Veneridae.
UGUUUUUAUCAAUAUAGAACGUUCCUGUUUGUUUAUCGUGCAGAAAAGUAAUCUGUUCUUAAACAUAUAUGCUUUGUCACAAUAUAAAAAAUGGAAAUAUAUUUUACGAUAAGUACAUUAUUAAUGACUGGAGUUGUGUUUGCGUUUGGGAGAAAUAUUCAGAGGCAGGUUGAUAAUCUUGAAAGAAGGUAUGAAAACGAUUACAUAUCGGUGAGGGAAAAUGUGAGAGAUUUAUGGAAAAGCAUCAAUCAGUUAGAAACAGUUUGCGGGAUCGGUACAGAAACAACUACAGAAACAAAUACAGUCAGUCCAAAAGCUAAACAAUCUCCCGCGCAACAUAAAAGUACACCUGUUAUUUCACCUGUUUAUGUUUCACAAUUGGUACAGGGACUCUCCAAAGAGAAGGAAUUUCUCCGAAACAGUUUGAAAGACAUAACUGAUUCAAUCAUUCAGGUGAAUAACAGCUUCACCAACACCGUACACGAGAAAAUGAGAUAUAUGAGUAAAAUUGAUGUGACGUGUAGCAGUAUAGAAAAUGAAAUGGAAAAUGUACAUAAGAAACAAGCUGUGAUGUUGGUGCAUAUAGAAAGGACGAGGGAAACGUUGGAAACAGAAGUCGAUGGGCUACGGCUUGUGAUAAACCAAGCUUUAGAAGCGAUGCAAAAUAGUAUCUUGAACAAACCGGCUUCUUGUACUGACCUUGCUAAAGCCGGUGUUACCUCUAGUGGAGUUUACACUUUGCAUUACAGAAUGCAGCCGUUUACAGUGUACUGUUUAAUGAAUGAAAACGGUGGAUAUACAUUCAUUUCACCUGAAACAUACAUGAACGUUGAUAUUAAAAGCCUGUCUAACGACAACAGUCAUGUCGUAAUCCGACAUAGAAGAACCAAUGGGUUGCAGUACGAGACUCGGAUCGAACAGAUAUCAAGAUACAAGUCACGUCCAUUGUCGGUCCAGUAUAAUGCUCAUACAGGUUACAAAAGGUAUUGUUAACAACAAAAUGACACCUUAUGUUUACGUUGGACUGAAUCCUCUGAAGCUGGAAAAUGGACGUAGCCAUAGAGGAGACAGACAAGGUUACAAAGCGAAUGGCAAAGAUUUUACUUUCGUAAACUGUGACGGCAAUCCUAAUGGCUAUUUUGCCUUCCUUUUCAAUCACAAUAAUGUUGCUACACCAAGACGUGGAGAAUCUCCAGCAGUUUCUAGAAAAUGGAUUGACUCCUCUACCAGAGUAACCGGCGACAUAUUGCCAGACAAGUUUAUGUCUUUCUUUGAAUUACACUUCGGCGGUUGCGGUGCAUUUGCUGGGACAAACAACAUUGGGGAAGUAACUGGAGGGGCUGUUGGCAUCCCGUAUACUUUACCUUAGGACUGAUGUAAACAACACUCUCGAUAACUGUCAAGCAUCGUUCCCAUGCACGUUCAUGAAUGGUGUAUAUCUUAAUGAUGGACGUUACUAACAUUCGUUGCUCUCAGCGUAUGGUGAGGGUUAAUAGAACUCAAUGAUAUAUUGGACUUUUUAUUUUCAGUCAAAGGAAUCUUGCGUCUAACUCAUGCCAAAAUAUACAUAAGGAAUCUGGCGUCAAAACUGCAAGUUUAUUGUCGUGCAUUUGCCAUGUGGUACACAUUAGCAGAAUGAUGAGUUUGCAUACAAUUCCUGGGCAACUUACCGUUGUUUCAAAACGGCCAUAUAGUAUAAAAUUUCAUAUCUCCAUACGUUAUAGCUAUUAAAUGUAUUAAUUAAUCUAAAUAUAGAAGAAUGAAACCUAAGAAUUAUGUUCAA